GUUUUCGCUCUCUUGAACUCGUGUUCAUUCUGAUUAGGGUUUUCGUUCAUCACGAUCGUUUUUCAAUUCAUUGAUUGAAUCGCAAGGGCGUAAAAUCUCGACGGAGAUAAAGGAGAAUGUCUCGUGUCUACGUUGGCAAUUUGGAUCCGCGAGUUUCUGAGCGAGAGCUUGAAGAUGAAUUUCGCGUCUAUGGCGUUCUAAGGAACGUGUGGGUUGCUAGGAGACCACCUGGUUAUGCAUUUGUGGAGUUUGACGAUCGCAGGGAUGCUCUAGAUGCUAUUCGGGCACUUGAUGGGAAGAAUGAGUGGCGUGUGGAGCUGUCCCACAAUUCGAAAGGAGGAGGUGGUGGAGGCGGGCGUGGUGGUGGUGGGCGUAGUGGAGGUGAGGAUUUGAAAUGUUACGAGUGUGGUGAGCCUGGUCAUUUUGCAAGAGAAUGUCGUCUGAGAGUUGGGGCACGAGGUGGAAGGCGUCGUAGCCCAAGUCCAAGGCGACGUAGGAGUCCAAGCUAUGGAAGGAGGAGUUAUAGUCCUCGUGGAAGAAGAUCUCCGCCACCUCGUUAUAGCAUAUCACCUCGCAGAGGUCGUAGCUACAGCAGAUCACCACCUCCUUAUCGUCGUUCAAGGCGUGAUUCACCAUAUGGAAAUGGAGUGUAAAGGCUGAUAUGGUGCAAAAGGGUGAUAUUUUGGUCUUCUUCAAACUUAGAGGUUUGGUUAUCGGCUCAGCCUUCACCCUCUACUCUCUGCAUCUUAGACUCCUCUUCUCUGCACAUCAUCAUCAUCAUCAUCAUCAUGUUUGGUGGCUUCUUGUGGUUGUUAAUGACUACAUCAAAACUGCACUUUAAAUUGAGAUCUUCUUCUUCUUCUAGAAGAAAGCUUUUGAUGACUUGACUAGUUAAGACAUCUUAUUUGGCUGCUGAAGCUGUUAAGACAUCUAUCUUCUUCUUCUUGUGGCUGUCAUUGACUGCUUUAAACGGCCCUGUUUUGUGUUUUUCAUGUUGCCCUGCCCUGCCCAACUGCCCGGAAAGGUGAGUGGCUACCAAAAUUAAAAUUAAAAUGUAAAGUCGGUUUUUGAAGGUAUGGUUUUGGUUAUUUUUGAAAAUUUGAAAAGUUUGCAUUGAAAAUCUUUGAAAAGGAUAUCUAAACACAUUUUGCUUCUAGAAAAAUGCAUUUUUUUACGACUUGUCAUCAAGUUUUUUCUUCUUUAUCUAAUAUUUCUUAAUUCUUAUUUUUAUUUGUCUGUGGUGUGGUUUGGCGUUUACCCUCAUUGACUACUGAUUAAGUCCAUUAAAUUGCUAAGCAAGUUUUACAAAUAUAAAAAUGUUACGUAUAAGUAUUAGUAUUCAACCAAAUUGUUCUUUUGUUUUUGUUGGUAACUUGUAGCAAAUCUCCUUGUUGUGUUUUUUGAGUCCAACCAUAGAGUAGAUAUUUCCUUAGUAAUUUCUAGAUAGAAUUUGUCGAAUAAUGUAAUGAAAUGGGUUUACUUUUAUGUUGUUACAUGAGUUUUAUUCGCUAAUGUCAUGUGUUUCUUAAAAGAAAGUGUAGGUAGGUGUUAGAUUGAGCUUAAACGGGGGAUGAAUUAAAGUCAAAACAAACAAUGCAAACCGAACAUAAAUCUGGAGACAGUCAAUGCAGGAUAACUUAUCAUAUUCUAAAAUUUACCAUUAUCAAAUAUAAUAAUAGAAUGGUUCGAUACAUAACAAUAAACUCUUGAUUCGAGAUAAUAUUGGCUAGGUAGUAAGGUUCUGCAACCACUAUUUCCGUGCUCGACAAAAUUUACAAAAAAUUAUCAGCAGCAAAUUACUAAAUGCCCUCCUUAAAAUUUACAAAAUAGUGUUAGAGAUUCUUUGACUUCAAUGGUUUAAAGCUUGCACAAAAUAAUCAGAGAC
This is a messenger RNA of Lactuca virosa, 1885 nucleotides long. The record is from the annotation of a GenBank genome assembly. NCBI's taxonomy places the organism in Eukaryota, Viridiplantae, Streptophyta, Magnoliopsida, Asterales, Asteraceae.